Molecule: messenger RNA, 4789 nt
Organism: Rhododendron vialii
Lineage: Eukaryota; Viridiplantae; Streptophyta; Magnoliopsida; Ericales; Ericaceae
Product: putative late blight resistance protein homolog R1A-10
Exons: 6
Coding region: 242-2524 (760 amino acids)
Biological process (GO): defense response to other organism
Molecular function (GO): ADP binding
Source: RefSeq, a predicted model, not a curated record
ACUUUUUUUUCCUCUCACUCUCUUGGCACUCUCUCUCCUCCUCUCCUCGGAAAAACUCCCUCCUGUCUUCUCUCUUCGAUUUCAUCUACCUAGGGGUGAUUCCGGACAAGGCCCGAGAAUUAAAGUUGCUAUACGAAGCAUGGGCUUUCCGAAUAUCCAAGAAAAAUCACGAUCGGACCACGUGGGAGCUCGGUUGACUUAGUCAAAGGUUCGGGUUUUGCUCAAAACCCAUGAGAGAGAGAUGGGUGACACUGCUGUUGAUAUUUUCCUGGAGACCUUGAAGAAUCUUAUAACGUGCUCCAAUAUGGAUUUUAUCAUAGACGAGAAACAUCAACAUCAACUUCAAUCUCUUGCCGAGGAGAUCAAGCACCUGAGAGGGUUCCUCAAGAUUACGGAGAAGAAACGCAACGAACAUUCAGAAGUGAUGAAUUUGGUGAUGCGGAUCAGAGAAGUGGUAUCCGAGGCAGAAAACAUUGUAGAACUAUUUGUAGUUGUUGUUUUCAAGGCUAAUCACACAUCUGAUUCUCUUCGUGAACAUCAGGAUCAUCUUUCUCUUGACCUUGAAAGUGUCGAAAAGAAGAUCAAGAUUCUUAGGGGUAAGGUGAAGCAGAUUCUCGACGAGAAUCUGCAUGACAUCAAUGGACUAGCAGGCAAAAAACUCAAGCACUCUUCUACCGGAAGCGAAGGUAUUGGAGGUUCAAGUUCAUCAGGAGAGAACAAAUCCAAAGUAGUAGAAGAGAAGGUGGUGGUCGGUUUCAAGGAUGAGGUAGAGACAUUAAUGCGAAAGCUUCAUGAUAGUGGAGAGGGUGGAUUGCUAGAGAUUAUAUCAAUCAUUGGCGUUGGUGGAGGCGGCAAAACCACGUUGGCCAGAGAAGUGUAUGAUCAUCCUUUGACGUCGGAGAAGUUUGAAAUUCGUGCAUGGCUCAAUGUUUCUCAACACUAUAACACAGCCAUGACGAGGGAUUUUUUUAUUAGUAUUCUGGAAGUAGCUUCCCCAAAAAAACAUGAAAAUUACGGGGAGAGUAGUGAGGAUAAGUUGGGAGAAAAGGUAUACAAAUGCUUGCAGGGUAGAAAAUAUCUAAUUGUCAUGGAUGACAUAUGGGGCAUUGAAGCUUGGAAUGAUAUCCAAAGAUCAUUCCCUAAGGAAUGCAAGGGGAGUAAAGUGUUGUUAACUAGUCGAUUUCCUGUUCAACCAGAUAGCGUCCCUUGCAUUCCUCAUUGUUUGCAACUCUUAUCAAAAAGUUGCAGUUGGGAGUUAUUACAAAAGAAGGUAUUCGGGAAGAAACAAUGCCCACCGGAUCAGUUGGUGGGUAUUGGUGCGCAAAUCGCAGAAAAAUGUGGAGGACUACCACUCGCAAUUGUUGCAAUAGGUGGCAUUCUGGCAACGGAAGACAAGACACUUGACGUGUGGGAGAAAGUUGCCAAACAUUUAAGUUCAAUCAUUGUCAAAAACCAGAAGGGCUGCAUGGAGAUACUAGAACUUAGUUACAAUCACCUGCCUCUUCAUUUAAAAGCGUGUUUUCUUUAUAUUGGAGCACACCCUGAAGAUUAUAUAAUCUCCGUACGCGAGUUGAUAUGGUUAUGGAUUGCAGAAGGAUUCAUUCAGCAAAGUGAAGGGGGGAAAAGCUUGGAGGCCGUAGCCGAAAAUUACUUAAUGAGUCUUAUUGAUAGAAAUCUCGUAAUGGUAGCUAGGAGAAGUAAAUCUCACGGAGGAAUUAAAGCAUGCCGUAUCCAUGAUCUUCUACGCGAAUUUUGCUUGAAAAAAGCCGAGGAUGAUAAUUUUUUUAUGCAAAUUUACAGGGAUGAUUCUAUUUCACCUUCCGCUACAGAUAAGCAUCCUCGCCUAUUCAUUGGCAGUCAGUUCUUCCAUAAGUUUUCAUCAAGGCUUUGCGCUCAAAACCUUCGUUCUUUUUUGUGCCUCCCAUUGUCAAAGCACUCCUACUAUUCUAUAGAAGAUCUGUCAUUCUUUGUUGAAAACUUCAAACUUCUCAGGGUGUUGCAUUUAAUCUCCGCCAUAAGAAUAGGAAAUCGCAAGUUGUUGCGUUUAAUCUCCGCUACAAGCCUAGAAGAAAUAGGAAUAAGACAUCUAGUUCAUUUGAGGUACUUAGCACUUACGUUACCACUAGCAAAACUUUUCCGUGCACCGGAUUUCUCGAACCUAGAAAUCCUUAACCUUCAAGUUCAUGAUGAGAUUUCAUUGCCUCGCAAUAUAGUUAAGAUGGUUAAGUUGAGGCAUCUAUAUAGUAACAGGGGGAAAUUUGAAUAUCAUCAUGUUUCUUAUGAAGAAGAAGAGGGGAUUAUGUUGGAUAACUUACAAACCCUGCACCGAAUGUGUAUCUGUGAGCAUUGCCUACGUUUCUUGAAAAGGACUCCCAAUCUUAGGAAGCUAGGACUUAUUGGAAAUAUUAGGAACCUUAAAGGGGAUUAUGUUUUGAACCUAGACUUCUUAAAAUGCCUAGAGACACUCAAAGUCUUUGGAUGGGUCCGAUGCGAUAUUCAGAGAGGGGGGGAAGCACUGGGCUGAAGUUUCCUCCUACUCUUACGCGGCUAACUUUGAGCCGUACGUACUUGAAAUGGGAGGAGCUGUCAAUAAUCCUUCAAACCAUGCCGAGUCUUGAGGUUCUCAAAUUAUUAGAAUACGCCUGUAGGGGACCAGUUUGGAACACAAGUGAACUUUGGGAGGGGUUUUCUCAACUUAAGUACUUGAAGUUUUACGAUCUGGAUAUCGUGGAGUGGAAUGCUUCCGAAGAUCAAUUUCCGAGACUUGAAGUCUUAGUGAUUGUAAAUUGCAAAGCACUGAAGGGGAUCCCAAUUGAAUUUGCUAAUCUGUAUGACCUUCGCGAAAUUAAUCUGGACUACUGCGGGCUAUCUUUGAAGGAAUCGGCAACGGAGAUUCAGGACAUGCAAAGAAAUACAAAAGGAGAUGAUGAUUGCCUAAAUCUCCUUACGUCUACAAUUUGUUAUUGAGUGCUAUGAUGAUCCCUCAAAUGGACUCAAUUCUUUACCUAGCCAGAUGGGUUACGCUAUCUCAACAACAUAAAAAUCAACGUUAUAAGUCCAACGGGAAGAGAAAAGGCAGCGACAGUCUCAAGCUUUCUGCAAUAAACGUUUGAAACUUAUCAGUAUGUGUUUUAUUUGCCUGUUGUUUUGUCUGUACUUUAGAAUGGCGUUUUUCAUACUAUGUACUGUGUGUUGGGUUGAAACUUUGAUUGUUGAGCCAGUCAAGUUUGUAGUUGACAAGAUUGUUGUAGUAGGGUUACCUCCAAUAAUUGGUGAUGAUUUUUUUGGUGGUUUUAUCUUCAUCCACUUGAGACUUUUUCUCUAGCAUCUUCAAUUGUUCUAUGAAGCAUGUAUCACUGGGCCCUCUCAAAAAAUGUUUGGUCCAAUUUUCCCUUGCCUGCAUCAUCUUCUAGGCCUGUAUCAUCUUCUAUUCCCAAAUCAGGUAAAUUUGUGGACUCUGUGUAUGGUAGCUUACUACACGGUUAAAUCAGGACAGCGUCUACCUCUGCCUUGUUUGAGUUUCUUCGAGGCAUAUGUGUAUAUAUAUAUAUACACACACACACACACUUUGGAUCCCUUGAGGGAUCCCAAACGGCUGUUUGGUGCGGCCCUCUGUUCUCAGCCCUUGUAUUUAAUCCAAGGGCCACAGAAAGAAAGGGCAUAAAAAAAAUGGCACAAAUUACUCUUUCCCCCCUCUUCGGUUCAUUUCACACUUGCCCCUUGAUGUUUUUCAUGCAGAGGCUUAGAGAGAGAGAACCAGGGAAGAGAAGAAGAACGCGGACGAACGAAGAAGAAUGACGACGACGACGAACGAAGAACACAAGUACGACUGAAGGAGAACGAAGAACGAAAUCGACAGACAACGAAGGGCUGGACAAUCGAUCCAGUAGAAGAAGAACGAACCGCACCACCAAGGUAUCUCUCUCUCCCGAUUAUGGGGGGGGGGGGGGGGGGGGGGGUGCGAACCAGUUUAGGGCUUCUUCUUUUUUUUGGUUCUAACCCUUGAUUCACUGCUGUUGUUGAUAUUCCUCUCUCGAUCUGCUUCGAACCAGAGAGAAGGCCAAAUUAGGGCAAAACGGUUCUCGAUCUAGUGGAUAAUCACUGACUAUUUUUAGCUUUAGUUGAUAACUUUUUUUUUUCUUAUUUGGAAUGGUAAUAGCACAUUUUCCCAAAAAAAACCUCAACUUAAGUUAAGACUGCUUCUAUUAAAACGGUUCUCAAUCUGGUUGUCAAUACAUAGAACUUUUUGAAUUUUUUUAUUUUCUUAGCUCUUCGCAUUUUAUUAAAUUUGUGCUAUAGAGGUCAAGUUUUUCCAAGGCCAUGGAUUCUUCAUCUUCAACAAGCACAAAUGCAAUGAUGUCUAUCGAUCUUACAAAAAGUUGAGAAGACCUAUGUGUAGCCUAAAUUUGAGCUUCGAGUAUUACUUUAUUAUGUAUCUUGAUAUUUUGUGACACUAAUCACAGGUAAAUGAAACACACAUGGAUAAUGCGUCAAGGAAAACACCGUUGCUGGGAUUGUGGGUUUAGCAAGACGCUCACCUAGUCACACUCGCCAAAUCCUGAGAGCGACCCCUCUCGGCUGCCAAUUUUGUCUGUGUUAAUGUAAUUGUGAUGUGCAUCUAGCUAGUUGUAUCAAUUGGGUAUGCAGGGCCGGUUCAUAGGGUAGGCAAACCGUUUCCGGUCUCUGAAUUUCGGUCUAAAAUUGAGGCCCCACUGUAAUAUAACUUAUAUAUUAAAAUUAGAAUAUUUCCAAAUAAAAACACAAUUGUAUUUUAUUACUAUCUUCAAAA